Messenger RNA from Punica granatum (pomegranate), 1219 nucleotides. NCBI's taxonomy places the organism in Eukaryota, Viridiplantae, Streptophyta, Magnoliopsida, Myrtales, Lythraceae. The record is from RefSeq and is a predicted model, not a curated record.
AAUCACAAGGGAAAAUCUAAUCCACACAAAUUUACGAGGACGAGGGGAUGUACGGAAAAGCCUCUGUUCUUUCCCAAAGUCCCCAAAUUCAAGCAGAUUCAAAGCUCAAUGGCCAUGGCUUGUUCACUGAAUCCAUCUCUCUCCUGCCAUUCUAAUCCCCUCAGCUUCGCCUUUCCUAAUACCCACAGAACCCCUUUCCUCGGCUUCCCCGAGUCUGCCUCCUUCAGAGGGAAGCAUCGCCAUUGCCAUGUGAAAUCGGGCAGAUCAAGAAUCAGAGCAGCUGUUGGUGAGAAGGACCAGAGCUACACCGCUGCUCCAGUUCUUGUUCAAGAACAGCUCAGCCCGGAAGUCGUGGAGAGCAUAAAGGUGCUGAAGAAUGCGGCGAAGACGAGAAAGGUUGCGUCGGAGGAGAUCCUCCCAGCUCUCUCAGUGAUCGAGAAGGCAAAGAUUGAUCCUUCGCCUUUUCUCGAGACUCUUGGUGGAACGAAAACUCCGGGGAAGACAUGGAUGCUUAUAUACACCGCCGAGAAAAAGCUUGAGCAAGGUCGGUACUUUCCGUUGACGGCGGUUCAGAGGUUUGAUUCUGCUGGAAAGAGGAUUGAAAACGGAGUAUAUCUUGGUUCUCUCGGGUUUUUGACAUUUGAAGGCAGGUUUUCAUGGAAGAAGAGGAUACUCGCCUUCAUCUUUGAGAGAAUCCGCAUAAAAGUCGGACCUUUCAACCCGCUAGAGAUCGGUCUCGGGCAAAAGGAUGAUAGAGAACCAAGCACAAAGGAUCCUUUCUUUAUCUGGUUCUAUGUUGAUGAGGAAAUAGCAGUUGCUCAGGGGAGAAGCGGGGGGACCGCCUUCUGGUGCCGGUGCCGUCGCGUGGCAAAUAAUCCUUGAACAUCCCACUGCGUCGCUGUUUGAACACCCACAAACUGUAUUUUCCUGGCCUGUCCAUUCUCAUUGCUGUCCACAGUUGGGUAUAUAGCAUGGUAAACAUCGAAUAGUAUGUACAUUCUUAAGAAUCUAACUACGUUUGUAUGUGCUCCGCCAUUCGGAGUUCGUGAUUCAUUUUCAGUUUUACUCUUUUGCAUUACAUUAAACUAGGGGAAACAAUUUAGGCUUCUUUUGAAGUUUCUAUGACAAUAACUUUUGUUAAGGAGCAGGUUCUUAUAUGGCACCUUAGUACGUCGUCGAGAGAAACUAUGAAGAUGUCCGUAUCUAGGGAUCAAGAAUU